CCGCCAUCAUCGUAUACCCCAUAAUGUCGAACUAUGACCAGCUACAUCGACAAUGUCGGACCUUGGAGAAUCUGUUCGACGCGAAACUGACUUCGUAUUCACAACUCGCAAGUAAUUUGUCACGUCCGCAGGACGUGGAGGCCAGGGGAGCAACGGAACGGUGCAAGGACUUGGAAGUGGAAUUGGAUGACCUUUCCACCAAAUUGCAAGAAAUCAAUGACGAACUCGGGGAACUCGCUGCGAAGCCAGAGUUGUUAUCUGCUUCGAUGCUACGCACAAUCCAACGGCACCGAGAGCUUCACCAAGAUAAUGUUCGUGAGCUGAGGAGAACGAAGGCCAAUGUAAAGGCAGCCUUUGACCAAGCAAACCUCCUCUCUGGGGUUCGGAACGACAUAGACGCGUACAAGUCAUCGGCCGCCGACUCUCUGCUGGAGGAAAGAAGCAGAAUCGACAGUUCGCAUAGGAUGACGGACGAUCUUCUCGAUCAAGCCUAUGAAACACGCUCCGAAUUCGCAAGACAACGCAUGUCCCUCCAAGGAAUAAAUUCUCGAAUGCUGCACGUAAUUAACACCAUGCCUGGAGUGAACAACCUGAUAGCCAUGAUUAAAUCCCGACGCCGCAGAGACUCUAUCAUCAUGGGAGUUCUCAUAGGAGUCUGCACUAUCAUUCUUCUUACUUACAUUUGGCAUUGAGAUGGCGAUACAAUCCAUUAACCCAGUUGCAGGUCAGCAUAUGAAAUGGUCGAACCCGUCUACUACUCUU
Messenger RNA from Coprinopsis cinerea okayama7#130, 762 nucleotides. RefSeq lists its product as hypothetical. Gene Ontology annotation, molecular function: SNAP receptor activity. The coding region runs from base 24 to 692 and encodes 222 amino acids. The record is from RefSeq and is a predicted model, not a curated record. Gene Ontology annotation, cellular component: cis-Golgi network; Golgi membrane; Golgi medial cisterna. Lineage: Eukaryota; Fungi; Basidiomycota; Agaricomycetes; Agaricales; Psathyrellaceae. The transcript is spliced from 6 exons. Gene Ontology annotation, biological process: vesicle fusion; endoplasmic reticulum to Golgi vesicle-mediated transport.